AUGGUUCCAGUUGCUUCCUCAAUCAACUCAGCACCAGAGGACCCACACUGGGGAGAUAAGCCAUACGAGUGUGGGGAGUAUGGGAAGAGCUUCACAGAGAGCUCCAACCUGACGAAGCACCAGAGGACCCACACUGGGGAGAGGCCCUACGAGUGUUCCAAGUGUGGGAAGAGCUUCAGGUUGAGCUCCGACCUGAUUGUGCACCAGAGGAUCCACACUGGGGCGAAGCCCUACGAGUGUGAGGAGUGUGGGAAGAGCUUCAGCCAGAGCUCCAACCUGAUCAGGCACCUGAGGACCCACACUGGAGAAAGGCCGUACAAGUGUUCCGAGUGUGAGAUGUGCUUCGGAGAGAACUCCAGCCUGAUGAAGUACCAGAUGACCCACACUUGGGAGAGACCCUGUGAGUGUUCCAAGUGUGGGAAGAGGUUUAAGACCGGCUCCCGUCUCAUCCAGCACUAUCAGUCACACAGAGGGGAGGCCCUUCCAAUGUCCCAACUCGCCUCCCCAGCUCUCUCCAGCGCCUCCCGCAGGACCCGCCCGAGACUGGGGCGGCUCCCGGGGGUCCCUGAGGGGGUCCCGGGGGGCGCCUGCUCCAUGCCGGGCCCCGGGGUCAGGGACCGCUGCUUCGGGCUCGGCUCUGAUUAG
This is a messenger RNA of Melospiza melodia melodia, 645 nucleotides long. Its product is annotated as zinc finger protein 391-like. The transcript is spliced from 3 exons. Gene Ontology annotation, biological process: regulation of transcription by RNA polymerase II. Gene Ontology annotation, molecular function: RNA polymerase II cis-regulatory region sequence-specific DNA binding; DNA-binding transcription factor activity, RNA polymerase II-specific. Bases 1 to 645 code for a protein of 214 amino acids. The record is from RefSeq and is a predicted model, not a curated record. NCBI's taxonomy places the organism in Eukaryota, Metazoa, Chordata, Aves, Passeriformes, Passerellidae.